GUCUACAGCCUUUCCUGUAAUAGAAGACAAUCGAUAAGCGCUAGGCGCUUACCGUGCUCAUACAUAAAACGUUGACGGAGGAAUGAGCAUCGUGCUUCCACCCACCGACUGUCCACGUUUGAAAUUCGACAUCGAGCCUCUCUCUACCAGGAUCAACAAGGAUCUGUCGUAAUGUCUACUCUUGAUCAGUAUGGUCGUUCCAGGAAUGCCACCUCCCACACCUAUCCUGACUACGGAACCAUAGAAGUUGGCCCAGGUUACUCCCAGGCGGCUAAUAACAGAGCACCCUACUACGCAAGUCAGAGCAUCGAGAUCCUCGGCAAGACCGUCGGAUUCCUGAUCAUCCUCCCAUUCACUCUUAUCUGUGUCGCCAUACUCGCCGGAAUCUUCAGCGCCACCAGCGCCGCCUGGAUCGUCACCGGCCACUGGUUCCUGCUUCACCUCAACACCGCCCCAAGCCCUUAUUCCGAAGCUAGCCUGUGGUCAACGUUCCUGGUUGGAUUCUGGGGAUCCAUGGCUACGUUUCUUCCGUUUUGCGUGGUAGACGCUUCGAUUCACGCCUGUUUUUGGUGUGCUUGGGGUGGAGCGGCCAUGGUUUGGGCUUUCCUCAACUUUGUAUUGGUCGGUUGCAAAGUCGGAUUGGAUUGCGUGGCUGGGGUGCCUCUUGUGGGGCACUACUUUGGUAUAGAGACACUCGGGCUCGAGUAUGUCGUACUUGCCGCGUAUACUGGAGAGACAGUCAUGCUCUUUGUGAUGGUGGGGAUACUUUGCAUGUCCGUCGCAAGCUAGAUGUUUAAUUGUACAGGCC
Molecule: messenger RNA, 808 nt
Organism: Guyanagaster necrorhizus
Lineage: Eukaryota; Fungi; Basidiomycota; Agaricomycetes; Agaricales; Physalacriaceae
Exons: 2
Coding region: 172-789 (205 amino acids)
Source: RefSeq, a predicted model, not a curated record